Molecule: messenger RNA, 1018 nt
Organism: Hyla sarda
Lineage: Eukaryota; Metazoa; Chordata; Amphibia; Anura; Hylidae
Product: hepatitis A virus cellular receptor 1 homolog
Exons: 7
Coding region: 94-852 (252 amino acids)
Source: RefSeq, a predicted model, not a curated record
CAUCCUGUGUCUGACGGUGUCUGGCGGUGUCUGACCAUUCACCACAAGAGUCAUAUUUCCUGCAUGUAAAGGGGCUGACUAGAUGUCAUUAUAAUGUCCAAGACCAUGAUCCACCAGGUUUUCCUCAUCGUUGGACUGAGCUCCCUGCUUCACCCAGCUUUCUCAGGAUCAGAGGAGGUGCAGUCCUUCUCAGGGAUCGUGAAGAUCCCCUGCAGAUACAAGGUGCACACCUAUCCAUACGAAAUGUGCUGGGGCCGGGGGCCGUGUCCUUCCCUCAGCUGUAAAGAUGGAAUCAUCUGGACCGAUGGCAGCAAAGUGACCUGGAGGAAAUCUGACAAAUACCGCCUGAUGGGGGACAUGAAAAAGGGGGACGUGACCCUCACCAUCAUUGGGGCCACAGUGGAGGAUGCUGGAACCUACUGCUGCCGGGUGCAGAUCCCAGGACUCUUCAACGACCAGAAGACUGAGAUAGACGUGGACAAAAAACAUGUGGAAGAUGAUGAUGAUAUUAAUGAUCCAAGGAUUGCUCUGGUCUAUGUCCCUAAGGAAUCAGCACUGGCUCAUCCUACUCACAAGGACGUUACCUCACAGAUAAUACCUACGGAGGAUCCUUUCAGCUCCACACAACCCGAGACGCUGCCGAGCACAGUAGGCGAACAGGAACAGUCACCUACAGGGGAGACACCCAUGAGCCCCCCGGAACUGAACACAAGGACGGAGGAGUUCCUGGGGAUCACAAUGAAGAGUCACGUCUCCACCAUGAUAAGAGUGACCGCCAUCUUCUCCCUGACCUUCCUGCCUCUGUUCAUCUACUCCUGCAUCAUUAAAGUGAACAAGAAGAACAAACCCUGACGGUCUGGGCCUACAUCAUACCGCCCGCCAUGUUACACCAACAAUUGCAUUGACCUGGUCUACUCUGCACUUCUCACAGCCAUAAAGGAAGACGUGGUGACCAUUCCCUGGGAGAUUUGGAGGAUGAGAAUUAAAGAGUUAAUUAUGUAUUUCAUUAAAUAUUUUA